Balaenoptera musculus (blue whale) is the source of this 843-nucleotide messenger RNA. RefSeq names its product collagen alpha-1(II) chain-like. Bases 1 to 834 code for a protein of 277 amino acids. The record is from RefSeq and is a predicted model, not a curated record. The transcript has 3 exons. Lineage: Eukaryota; Metazoa; Chordata; Mammalia; Artiodactyla; Balaenopteridae.
AUGGGCGGACCGGUGGAGGCCUGUUCUCGGUCACGUGAGCGCCGCGACGCGGGGAAAAGCCUGGGGAGGGGCUGUCUUCUCGACCGUCCGGAUCCCGGCGUGGGUUCCCCAGUCUCCGAAGCCUUCUACGGACAUAUGCCCCAGUUCCCCAAGAGGACGGGCUGGGCACGUCCUUCCGACCGGGGCGCCGAGCAACCCCAGCACGCGGGGAGAGAGCGCGGGCCUCAGGGGGCGGAGAGCGCCCCGCCCUCCCGCCGCCGUUUCUCCCUUCCCCGGCUGUCUCCCGGGGCCCCGGCCACCGGUAAGGUGCGCGGGGCUGGAGCCGGGCUGAGGCCGCCUCCGAUCUGCUCGGCUAACCGUGUCCUCGGGCCCCCACUCGGCCGAGGAGGAACGGGACUCCCCUGGCGCGGCGCGGCGCUCGAUCGCCUGGCAGCUGCGCGGGUGCUCGCGCUCUUCGUCCGUGGGCCGGCGCUCAGCAGCCCCAGCCCCGGCAUCUGCCGGCACGGCUCUUCCACCCGGCGCUGUGGAUCGAGGCCACAGGGCGGCUGUGGCUCGUGGUUCGGGAGCCGCGGGCGCCCGGGGCCUCCAGGCCGAGGGAUGCUGGAGCCUCUCCAGGGCGCGGCGGGGCUCCGGGGCUCCGGAAACCGACAGGGCGGGGAUGCUAGAGUCUGUCCUGCGGAGGCCGCGACGCGGGCACGACUGCUGGGUCUUGGGCGGGUUCUACCUGCUCUCAUCCGAGGGGCUGGGCCGCCAGGCCCCAGACAGGCCGCCUGCUGGAUCUCAGAGCUUUACUCCCCUGCUGUGUUGUGCCAGUCAGCACUCAGUAAGAAAUGAUUCUUACUU